CCUUUGAAACCUGACACGCGCUGACUCGGCAGAAACGGGGCGUAGUAUGAGGCAGAGCGGAUACCGGCGGAUCCCGGACCUCCGCGCCGCAGCAGACUGACACCCCACCGACGGUCCAGCCUCCCACAUGGCCAAAGUGAACAGCGGGUCGCCCGGCUGCCGGGCCGUGGUCAUGGCGCAGAAGUACCUGUCGACGCCCUCCGCGCCGGUGCUUCCCCGGAGCUCCGCUCAGCGGCAGCGGCGCGUGCUGGGUCCGCAGCGGCGCAUGGCCACCUCCGACGCGGCGGGCACGGGAGGAAAGCCCGCGGCUUGGGCCCAGCCGGAGCUCCCCGCGGCUCAGUCCAAAGCGGACCGGCACGGACUGUCGAACCGGAGUCUGAUCUACCGGGACGUGAAGGCCUUCCUGAACGAGGUCGGCGGAGACCCCCGGGAGGCCCGGUACUGGCUGACCCACUUCCAGCGGACCAGCUCGGCUCAGUCCCCCGCCUUCGCAGUGCUGGAGGUGGACAGCUCCUCCUUCAGCAGCCGGGAGCUGGUCCAGAGUCUGGCCUUCGGCCUGUCCUUCCUCCAGCGGAUGGACAUGAAGCCCGUGGUGGUGAUGGGCUCCUCCGAUCGGCAGGACGGCGGGCUCGCCCAGCCGACGGCGGGGUCCUGCUGCAGCCGGCGAGUGGUGGAGCAGUGCCAGCAGCUGACCGAGGCUCUGCAGCAGCACUCGGCCACCGUCCUGCCUUUCUUCUCCGCAGAGUCAUUCCUCAUGCUUCAUGAAGCGCCUCAAGGAAGCAGCGCGCCGUCCUUCAUCGCCGUGGACCCCAGCCUGCUCCAGUGGAGUCUGGACUGCGGGACGAUCCCGCUGGUGUGCCCGGUGGGGAAGGACGCGCACGGGUGCUCUGUGAUGCUGGACCCCACCGAGGUGACGGCGGCCAUCUCUCGCGUGCUGCAGCCGUGCAAAGUCAUCUUCCUGAACAGCUCUGGAGGGCUGCGCAACCAGGAGCACAAGGUGCUGGGCACCGUCUCUCUGCCCACUGACUUGCCCAGCCUGUCGGUGGCGAAGUGGCUGAGCGCCGCCGAGCGCCGCCGGGUGACCACCAUCGCCAGGUUCCUCAGCCAGCUGCCCACCGAGUCGUCCGCCGUCAUCACCUCGGCCGACACGCUGCUGACCGAGCUGUUCAGCCACCGGGGAUCGGGAACGCUCUUUAUAAAUGGAGACCCCAUACACCGGUACACCUCUCUGGACGGGAUCGACGUCGACCGUCUGCUGGCUCUCAUCAACAGAUCCUUCGACAAGACCCUGAAGCACGACUACACCGACUCGCUGAGGGGACGGCUGCACUCCGUCUACCUGUCUGAAGGCUACAACGCGGCGGCCAUCAUCACCACGGAGCCGGUGAACAGCGGCACUCCCUACCUGGACAAGUUUGUGGUGAGCAGCAGCAAGCAGGGCCAGGGCACCGGGCACAUCCUGUGGGACUGCAUCCGCCAGGACCUGGGCAAACUGUUCUGGAGGUCCCGAGCCAGCAACCGCAUCAACCCCUGGUACUUCAAACACUGUGACGGCAGCUUUGCUAACGGCGUCUGGACCGUCUUCUGGUUCGGCCUGACGGACAUCAGAGAUUCCUACGAGCUGGUGGAAUAUGUCAAGCACCUCCCCGACUCGUUCCUCAGCUCGCCGGCGGACUCGUCCAAGCAGCCUCGGCCACCCGGCGCGGGAUCUUGAACCGUCGCUCCAGUUCUUAGGUUUUCUCUUUCCUGGAACCAGAGCUACUGAGUUGAGGACAGUUUCAUAAUUGCAACUAUAAAUAAUCCCCUAUUUAUAAAACUGGAUGUAGCUCCAAGCAAAAACAAACAAACAAACAAAAAAAAAAACAGAACUUGAGAAAACGUCCACACCAGGCCUUGAAUUGAAAAGGUAACUUUUCUAAUGUGAACGCAAAAUGGUCAAAGUAGUCUUUAUUUUCUUAAACCUGUGGACCAGAAACACACACCUGCAGCGUUCAGGUCUGUCACCACGCUGACAGAGAGUUUGCACAUGGAGGGAUCUGUUACUCCUACCGUCUCCAAGGAAUGAACAUUUCUAUUUUUUUGUGGCUGUGGGGAUUUUUUUUUUCUUUUUUGAAACGCUGCUGGUGUUGUAGUAGUGAGCUGGAUUUUGACCCACGGCGAGCCCCUCGGAGACGACUUGUAUUUUUCAGUAACUGAUGAGGAAACAGCGGCGUUUACAAAGUUUAAACUUUCUUCCACUCCUUACAUGAAAGUUUAUUUUAUAAUUGAACUAAAGUUCAAAGUAAAGAACUGGAUGUUUCCUCUUCGACUCCGAUGUCAAACAUUUCUGCUCAACCUUUUUUUUUUUUUUUUUUUGUGGGGGGGUUGGUAGACUUAUUAAAUAAAAUGUGAAAGAAGUGAGUUUUUCUGCUUCUUUUUCCAACAUUACUUCAGCACUCACUCUCUGUUCUUCAGUAUUACUGUGACUUUUUCUUUUGUUUUACUCAAAAGGUCAGAUUACAUAUGUGACAAGCUGCUGAGUUUUGUCUGGUAAUUACAAAUCUGAGUCGUGUCCCGCUGCUUUCUAAUGAUUAGGAACUUUCUAAAUACAGCGUGAGAAGUGUGCAUGCAGGAUAUGAGUGAAAGGGUUCGUAGAACGGCUGUUUGCUGUUAUCAGGCAGACGCUGAACGAUAACUUCCCCUGGAGGAUCCCCAAAUAUUCUGAGCUGUAUUAAACAUGGAGGAUGUGGCAGCUUCUGAAAGAGGCUGAAAUAUCUGUGCAAGGAAUAAAAACUACAUUCAAUGAAGUCUUUUUUUUUCUUCCCAUUUUUCUAGUUUUUCAUCAUAUUGGAGUGCUCUUUUUUAAUUCCAUGAUUUAUUAAUAUAAUCUCUGAGUAAAAGAGAUGAGGUGUUUGUGUUUACUGGAAAUGGGGUUAGAACUGGACGGCUUGGCCGUCAUUGUGCAGAUUUUGGUUGCAGAAUAAAUAAAACUUUGCACCUG
Salarias fasciatus (jewelled blenny) is the source of this 2980-nucleotide messenger RNA. It is a transcript of the gene nags, whose product is annotated as N-acetylglutamate synthase. The transcript is spliced from 8 exons. Gene Ontology annotation, molecular function: L-glutamate N-acetyltransferase activity, acting on acetyl-CoA as donor. The record is from RefSeq and is a predicted model, not a curated record. Lineage: Eukaryota; Metazoa; Chordata; Actinopteri; Blenniiformes; Blenniidae. Bases 128 to 1714 code for a protein of 528 amino acids. Gene Ontology annotation, biological process: L-arginine biosynthetic process; glutamate metabolic process. Gene Ontology annotation, cellular component: mitochondrial matrix.